This is a messenger RNA of Malus domestica (apple), 1517 nucleotides long. Its product is annotated as protein ULTRAPETALA 1-like. Gene Ontology annotation, cellular component: cytosol; nucleus. Lineage: Eukaryota; Viridiplantae; Streptophyta; Magnoliopsida; Rosales; Rosaceae. The record is from RefSeq and is a predicted model, not a curated record.
CUUGCAAUUGGCAGCUAGUAGAGAGAGAAAGUGAGAGGAUAGAGAGAGGGCUUUAAGCCUUUAACCCCUUCUCACUCUUCUCGGCUGAACUCCACCCCACGACAGCCAGCUCAUAUUUCGUUCAUUCAUAUUUCAUUCAACCCCAUUACCAACAAACCUCUCACCCUAUCUCUCUCAUCUCACCCACACUUUCUCUCUCUAUCAAACUCUUAACGCUUCCAUUUUUUUCCUCAUUAUUUUUAUCUUUCUACCUACAAAAAGACUACAACUUUCAACGUUUUCCUCCACCAGAUCUCUCGGAAUAAAUCCAUGGAGAUGCGUGCCCCUUUGAAACCCUUUUAAUUACCGCACUCGCUUCUCCGUCCCUCCCUCCCUCUCUUUCUUUGUGGUUUUCUGGGCUUAUUUUUCUCGAGUUUUACCUCUUGGUCCCAAUACAGCCCAGAAAACCCAUGUUAUUUUCUUUGAUUUUCUUCCGUUUUCUCUGACUCUUCCUUCGAUUUAACCUUCUGGGAUUUCUGGGUUUCUAUCAAGACUUCACCUUUUUAGAGAGAAUCGAGAAAAUGGCGAAUGGUGUAGAGAGAGAAAGUGGGUUGGUGCUGUUUAGCGACGAUGAGCUGAGAGAGAUGAGCGGGGUGAAUAGAGGGUCGGACCAUAUAGAGGUCACGUGCGGCUGCACCAGCCACAGAUACGGUGAUGCAGUCGGGAGGCUUAGGGUUUUCGUUAAUGGUGACCUCGAAAUCACCUGCGAGUGCACCCCUGGCUGUCAGGAAGGAAAACUGACUCCUGCCGCAUUUGAGAAACAUUCUGGAAGAGAGACAGCUAGAAAAUGGAAAAAUAAUGUUUGGAUAAUUGAUAAUGGAAAGAAGGUUCCGCUGUGUAAAACAGUGCUGCUCAAGUACCAUAAUGAGGCAUCAAAAAGUGCUAAUGGUUCCCACAGGUCCAACAAUGGACGUGUUUGUCACCACGAUGAGUUUGUUUCCUGCACUAGAUGCAACAAGGAGCGCAGGUUUCGCCUCCGGACAAAAGAGGAGUGUCGGGUUCACCAUGACGCUUUGGCUGAUGUGAAUUGGAAAUGUGCUGAUCUGCCGUAUGACAAGAUAACUUGUGAUGAUGAAGAAGAACGAGCAAGUCGAAGGGUAUACAGAGGCUGCACCCGUUCUCCGACAUGCCAAGGCUGUACUUCUUGUGUGUGCUUUGGGUGCGAUAUCUGUCGUUUCUCGGAUUGCGGCUGCCAGACUUGCACCGACUUCACAAGGAAUGCUAAAACUUGAAUUACCAGUCUGCAGUCCUGAUAUUCUCUUUUGAUCAUAUGGGUUACUUGUACCCUUAUCGCCCCAUUGGAAGCACCUCCACCAGCCCCACAUUGGAAAACCUUCAAGGGGUAAAAAAAAAAAAGGAUUAAAAAGCAACUUCCAAUGACUGUUUCCCAAGUUCAAUGUCUCUUGUUCUCUUGACUGAUUAGAACCUUCUAAUUUGAUAAUUUAUUCUCAUCAUUAAUAUUUUGUUACUUGGUGAUA